AUGGUCUCCAAGCGUGACAGAGAACUACUCAGGGAUAAUAUUCGCUCCCGGGGGCCCAAGCUGAGUGCUACUGAUCGGGAGAAUAUCGUGAAGCCAUACCUUCCAGACCCCUCUGAGCUUCCGCGGUGGCCACCACAGCGACGCAAGAAACUCCCUCGAAAGACACCGAUUCGUACAUUCAUCAAAUCGCAAAUACAUCUCAUUACCUACACCUUCCUUCACAUCUUCUUUGGCAUUGCGGUUCGACUUGUUCAGACCUACCAUGCCGUUGUGGAUCGAAUCUUGGCGAUCAUUUACUAUCACCACCGAACACCAGAAUUGAUCCAGAAAGAUGUCAAAGACCUUGAUCGCUUGCCGGAGCAUCUAAGCGUAAUCCUAUCUAUCCGGAAAGAGGAUGACGCUCUGCCGCUUUUGAUGGAUGAAGUCGCAGAACUUGUAUCUUGGACUGCUAGUGCUGGCAUACCAGUGUUGAGUGUAUAUGAAAAGAGUGGUACUCUGAAAUCCUGUAUUCCUGUGCUACACGAAGUCAUCACAAACAAGCUGUCAUCUUACUUCGGCUCCUCGCAGCAGCCCACACUUCAAUUAUUUGCUCCUCAUCACCCCAUCUACGAAACCCGGCCACAUGGAGACGCCCCGAAUAACUGUCUUAUCGUGCUUCUGUUGUCAGCGACAGACGGCCAGGAGACCUUUGUUGACUUGACAAAAACGCUAGCAGAGAUGUCCCAGAAUGGAAAGCUUUCGCCCGAGGAUAUCACUAUGGAGUUAGUCGAUGCAGAAAUCAGCGAGAUCACUACCCAGCCAUUCCAGGAGGAUUCACUGGCUGCUGAACGUGGCAAAGCUGGUUCUAUCCAAAUUCCUCCGCAAGUCAAGCCAGAGCCAGACCUCCUUCUUAUUUUCGGUCCAUCUCUAAAGCUUAACGGGUAUCCGCCAUGGCAUAUACGCUUAACUGAGAUGUACUGUACGGGCGUCAACGGUGAUGGGACUACAGGCUGCAGUGAUAAUGUAGAGUACCAAGGGUUCCUCAGAGGUCUGUGGCACUAUGCCGGCGCUCAAAUGAGGUUUGGGCGAUGA
This is a messenger RNA of Aspergillus mulundensis, 1071 nucleotides long. RefSeq names its product ditrans,polycis-polyprenyl diphosphate synthase. The transcript has 2 exons. Gene Ontology annotation, cellular component: endoplasmic reticulum membrane; dehydrodolichyl diphosphate synthase complex. Gene Ontology annotation, molecular function: ditrans,polycis-polyprenyl diphosphate synthase [(2E,6E)-farnesyl diphosphate specific] activity. NCBI's taxonomy places the organism in Eukaryota, Fungi, Ascomycota, Eurotiomycetes, Eurotiales, Aspergillaceae. The record is from RefSeq and is a predicted model, not a curated record. Bases 1 to 1071 code for a protein of 356 amino acids.